This is a messenger RNA of Brenthis ino (lesser marbled fritillary), 3036 nucleotides long. Lineage: Eukaryota; Metazoa; Arthropoda; Insecta; Lepidoptera; Nymphalidae. The record is from the annotation of a GenBank genome assembly.
AUGAUUGGUUUAAGUGUGUUUUUGGUGGCGUUGGGAGUGGUGGUAGGGGAUAGAAGUCAGUUACCCCCUACUUGUAAUAGUUUAAUCUACUGCCAUGGACCUCUCCUAGAUACGGUCCAGAUGGCUGGUCUUUACAAUGACUCUAAAACUUUCGUGGAUAUGAAAAUGAAGCUCUCACCGAAUAUAACAAUGGAACAUUUCAACGAGAUGAUGAGCAGGACAAGUUCAAGACCAACUAGGGCUGAUAUCCAGGAGUUUGUCAACCAGAACUUCGAUCCUGAAGGUUCAGAGUUCGAGGACUGGCGACCAACUGAUUGGAAAGAAAAUCCUGCAUUUCUCCAUAAUAUCAAAGAUCCUUUAUUCCACCAAUGGGCGUCAGAUCUUAAUAGGCUGUGGCUUCAGUUAGGCAGGAAAAUGAAAAAAGAAGUAAAACAUAACCAAGAAUUGUACUCAAUCAUAUACGUUGAUAAUCCUGUUAUUGUACCUGGGGGUCGUUUCAGAGAAUUCUAUUAUUGGGAUUCAUAUUGGAUUAUUAAAGGGUUAUUGUUAUCUGAAAUGCGUACAACUGCCAAAGGCAUGGUUGAAAACUUUCUAAACAUCGUCGAUAGAUUCGGUUUCAUCCCUAAUGGUGGUAGAAUAUAUUAUAUAAUGAGAUCUCAACCACCUCUCCUUAUUCCUAUGGUAAAGUUAAUAAUGGAAGAUUUUGGUGACAUUGAGUUCUUGAAGCAACACAUCGGUACUUUGGACCGCGAGUUCGAUUUUUGGGUCAAAAAUCAUACGAUUGACGUAGAACAUGAGGGCCAUAUAUACCAAUUAUCGAGAUACAACGACCAAUCGCAAGGCCCCAGACCUGAGAGUUACAAAGAAGACGUCGAUUGUGCUAAACAUUUCGACAACGACGCAAAGAAAGAAGAGCUUUAUGCUGAGUUGAAAUCUGCUGCUGAGUCUGGAUGGGAUUUCUCAUCUAGAUGGUUCAUAUUAAAUGGAACUAACAAAGGUAAUCUAACAAAUUUAAAAACACGAUCAAUAAUCCCAGUGGAAUUGAACGCCAUAAUGUGUUGGAACGCUCAACUGAUGGCGGAAUUUCAUGAACAACUGCAAAAUAUUGAAAAAGCGCAAUAUUAUAGAGAAGUACACGCUCGACUCAUGGAAGCCAUUGAAAAGGUCCUCUGGCAUGAAGAUGUAGGAGCCUGGCUAGAUUUCAGUCUAGAAUCAGCUAGACGAAGGGAUUACUUCUAUCCUACUAACAUCGCGCCUCUGUGGACUGGAUGCUUUGAUAAAGCAAGAAAAGAAUACUACGUUAACCGUGUUAUCAAUUACUUGGACAAAGUUAAGGUGGACAUAUUCGAAGGAGGUAUCCCAACGACCUUUGAGCAUUCUGGUGAGCAAUGGGACUACCCCAACGCAUGGCCUCCAUUACAAUAUAUAGUGAUCAUGGGGCUGGCAGAUACUGAGAUGACCCAUGCUAUGCGUUUAGCUAAUGAAAUGGCUACCAAAUGGGUUAGGUCGAACUUCGAAGUGUGGAGGCAGAAGACCGCCAUGUUGGAAAAGUAUGAUGCUACUAUAUUCGGUGGCUAUGGCGGUGGAGGAGAAUAUGUAGUACAAACUGGCUUUGGCUGGACCAAUGGCGUUAUAAUGGCCCUCCUCGACAGAUAUGGAGACGGAUUGUAUGUAGCGGACGCGUUCGGCGAGGACGGCGCGGUGUACGGCGCGGGCGUCGGCAUCGGGGGGGUGGCUACCACCCUCGUGGUCGUCAUGACGUCUAUUGUGGCCGGUGCUUUGGGAUUAAUGAUAUACAAAAAGCGCCGUGACUACGCGCCUCUAGUGAACGGUGAAGAUUUGAAGUUGCUCGGACGAAAACCGUAUACCGAGCUUAGAAGCCUGAACGGGGCAUCGAACCCGCGACAACGACACAAACGAUGUAAUUUAAAUUUGGGCGAAUUUUCAAAAAUUGAAAAUUUCGCGGAAAAUACUUUCAAAUUUUUGGAGAAGACUGAAAGAUAUGGAGAUUAUUUGAAACAUUUUAACGUUAGUGACUGCUGUUCUAGUGCUAGUGAUAGUGAGUAUAGAAAACAACACAUAACUGAUGGCUUUAUAAUUCAUGAUGAAGUUUCUGACUCACAUUGGAAAGAAUACAAGAUAGCCUAUAAUAAGUUAUAUUCAAGUAUUCUCCACGAAGUAACUGCUUUAUCUACCUGGCGGAACAACUUAAAGCGUGUCGCACAACACAACAAGCAGUACCUUGCCGGGGAGCAAAGUUAUUCAUUACACUUAAACCAUUUUGGAGACUGGUCAAUAACAGCGUAUAUAAAACAAAUGUUAAAAUUAAUAAAGACUAUACCACUCUUCGAUCCAGCGGAAGAUCAUAGGAAGACAGCGUACCGCGAGAGUUUACAGAGGAAAACACCUACAAAAGUGGACUGGCGUUCUAAGGGUUUUAAACCACGGAGAGAAGAGCAAUUUCAAUGUGGGGCUUGUUAUGCCUUUGCUGUUGCGCACGCGCUGCAGGCGCAGUUGUAUAAAAAACAUGGUGAUUGGAGUGAACUUAGCCCCCAACAGAUAGUAGACUGUAGUUUGAAAGAUGGUAAUUUCGGGUGUAACGGGGGCUCCCUACAAGCAGCUAUGCGGUACGCAGCUCGAGACGGCCUCAUGUAUGAAACCUAUUACCCCUAUAUUGGAAAGAAAGGGGUAUGCCAUUAUAACAGUUUAACCACUCGUGCUCGAGCCAGGCGCUGGGCAACUUUGCCGUCGGGGGAUGAAGAUGCUAUCGAAAAAGCUGUUGCUACUAUUGGACCUUUGGCUGUAGGCAUUAACGCUUCGCCAUUUACUUUCCAGUUAUAUAGAAGUGGUAUCUACGACGACCCCUUCUGCGUGCCGUGGGGCUUAAACCACGCAAUGCUACUCGUGGGAUACACUCCUGAGUAUUGGAUUUUAUUAAACUGGUGGGGCAAGCAGUGGGGAGAGGAUGGAUAUAUGAGAAUCCGAAGAGGUUUUAAUAUCUGUGGUGUUGCAAAUAUGGCUACCUAUGUGGAGUUG